UCGGAUAUCAACGAACGUGGUGAGUUACUUUUCAAUUACAUUUUAUGUACUAAAUUGCUGUUAUGUAAUCGUGGGAACGAUCCUACUUUUAUAAUCAGGAAUCGUCAGGAAGUUCUUGACAUCACCCUAGUCUCAGAUUGUUUAAUAGAUAAGGUGGUUCAAUGGAGAGUAUUAGAGAAGCACUCCUUCUCAGACCAUCGCUAUAUUGAAUUAAUAUUAGAAGAAGAAAUCCCUCAACCAACUAGUUUUAGGAAUUACAGGAGGACCAACUGGCAGGUGUAUAAUUACGAGUUGGAGAGAAAUCUUCCCGAAAUUCCCCCUUAUUAUCCAGAAAACGAGGAAGAAUUAGAUAAGCUAGUCAAUUUGUUUACCGGAACAUGUUGUAAAGCGCUAAAUAAGUCUUGCCCUCUUGUCAGGCACAAGGGGAAGACAAAACCCCCAUGGUGGUCCUCAGAACUUAGCCUUCAUAAGAGUGUAUGUAGAACACUAUUUAAUAAGGCGAAAUACUCUAAUUUGGAAGACGAUUGGGACUUCUAUUAUGAGCAACUCAAAGUCUAUAAAAAAGAGUUGAGGAAAGCAAAAAGAUCUUCAUGGAGGUCGUUCUGUGAGGAUAUAGAAACUACAGCGGAAGCUUCUCGCUUAAGAAAGGUCUUGGCUAGAUCAACGACAUCUAUUGGCUUUUUACAGAAGCCAGACAACGGCUGGACGACUUCUACCAAGGAGUCGCUAAGUUUACUAUUAGAUACCCACUUUCCGGGGAGCUCUGAAGUCUAUAACUCGGGUCCUACCCGAACUUGCAACCCCAGAGUAUCAGAAUUUGUGAUUAGCUCAGAUAUCUCAGACAUAAUCAAUGGAACUAAUAUUACUUGGGCUAUAGGAAAUUUUAAGCCGUAUAAAUCGCCAGGCCCUGAUGGGAUAAUACCGGCACAACUUCAGCAGCCUCUGGCUCAUAUCACAAGGUGGUUAGUAACCAUUUUCAAAAGUACUCUUCAGUUAAAUCACACUCCCUCAGCAUGGAGGGAGGUUAAGGUCAUUUUUAUCCCGAAGGCAGGUAGAAGCUCGCAUACCAAACCUAAGGACUUCAGACCGAUUAGUCUAUCAUCUUUUCUACUGAAAACAUUAGAAAAGCUGAUUGACUCGGUUAUCAGGAACAGCAUACCCCACUCACGUCUGUCCAAAUCGCAACAUGCCUACUGUAAAGGAAAAUCUACAGAGACGGCCCUAAACUCACUGGUCACAUCAAUUGAAAGCUCAUUUGAAGUUAAAGAUUAUACACUGGCAGCCUUUUUAGAUAUCGAAGGAGCUUUUAACAAUAUCCUGCCUAAGGUCAUAACGAACACGCUGUCAGACCUGCGCAUUUCCGGAACCUUUGUGAAUUUCAUUGAGCAGUUGCUUACGAGCAGGUUCGUGAACUCGACGUUGGGCUCUUCGGUGAUGCGCAGAUCUGUCUGUAGAGGUACUCCUCAAGGCGGGGUACUUUCUCCUCUUCUGUGGAAUCUAGCAAUGAACAAGUUGUUGUUGGAUCUGGAGGAGAGGAGAAUUAAGGUUGUGGCCUACGCGGACGAUGUAGCUAUAUUAAUAAGGGGGAAGUUUCCAGACACCCUCUGCAGUCUAAUGCAUAGAACCUUAAAAUAUGUGGAUACUUGGGCCAAAACAUGUGGUUUGAGCCUGAAUGCGGCCAAAACGGAACUAGUGUUGUUUACAAGGAAAUAUAAAAUUCCCGACUGUCGGCCUCUGACACUCAACGGAACUCUUUUGCUGGUCGGUGAAAAGGCCAGGUACUUAGGUUUAACCCUUGACAGGAAACUUUCAUGGAAGCUGAAUGUUCAGGAAAGAAUAAAGAAGGCUGCUACGGCGCUUUAUUCCUGUAAGAGAACUGUAGGCUUAAAAUGGGGAUUAGCCCCCAAAAUAGUUCACUGGCUAUAUACGGCCAUUGUCAGACCAAUUAUGACCUACGGAGUCCUGGUCUGGUGGCCAUCCCUUGAUAAGAAAACUUCCAUUAAGAAACUAGAUAGUAUUCAGAGGGCGGCAAGCCUCAGUAUUACUGGGGCGCUCAAAACAACGCCAACUUCGGCUCUAAGCGUUAUGUUGCAUCUAUUACCAAUUGACCUAUAUUGUAGACAACUGGCCGCCAAAGCGGCUCUAAGAUUGAGGGAAUCAUCGAUGCUCAAGACAAACAAAUGGGGACACUCGCGCAUACUUGGGAUGUUUCCAGGUAUUCCUAAUACCACCGACUUUUGUGACUCGGUGAAUACAUACCUAGACAGGCCUUAUACAGUCCAUUUUCCAUCCAGAGAGGAAUGGGUGAAUGGGUUAACAAACAACGAAAACGGGGUUAGUAUAUAUACGGACGGCUCAAAACUCAAUGAUCAAGUGGGAGGUGGUGUAUAUUCGGAAACUAUUUUCGCCAAUUUAUCCUUUCGCUUACCUGAUCAUUGUAGCGUAUUCCAGGCCGAAAUCCUGGCAAUCUCAGAAAGCCUUUUAAUGCUAAAUAAAAGCGUAGUCACUGUUAGAGAUAUCUUCAUUUAUUCCGAUAGUCAGGCAGCUCUGAAAUCGCUUCUAUCAAGCAAACACUCGUCUAAGACAGUAAAGGAGUGUUACAAAUUAUUAACAACACUUGCACAGUACUUUUCUAUUAAUCUACUCUGGGUGCCAGGACACAGUAACAUUAUAGGUAACUGUAAGGCAGAUGAGUUAGCUAGAUUAGGCUCCUCGCUCCAAAUUAGUCAGGACAGGCUUGACAUACCUAUGCCCUUGGCAACAUGUAAACUUUUGAUAGACAGAUACACCAUUAGUGCUGCUAACUCCAACUGGAGGCAGUUAAACACCUGCGCUAUAAGUAGGCUAGCGUGGCCCGAAUGGAACAUGGGUCCCACUAAGAGUCUACUUAAGUUAGUUCGAAGUGCAGAAACUAAAGAGAAGAUAACAACAUGUAUACCAAAUUGUAACAAAACACAAUGCAACACAAAGCAACACCAUGCAACUGGUUAUGGUUACGGUGGAAACCAAAAUUCAAUUGGUCAUGGCUAUGGUUAUGACUACGCACCAACAAGCACGGCACGUUCGCCAAAUCAGGAAUUCGCCACUCAGUCAGCCGAUGUCUGUAAUUUGACGACUUCGCAGUUGGCAGCACGACAAUGCGUGCCAAAAGACUUGCUGGUAUCUAGCGAUAACGCUCAAGAGUAG
Molecule: messenger RNA, 3186 nt
Organism: Anastrepha ludens (Mexican fruit fly)
Lineage: Eukaryota; Metazoa; Arthropoda; Insecta; Diptera; Tephritidae
Exons: 3
Coding region: 1435-3186 (583 amino acids)
Molecular function (GO): nucleic acid binding; RNA-DNA hybrid ribonuclease activity
Source: RefSeq, a predicted model, not a curated record